This is a messenger RNA of Biomphalaria glabrata, 960 nucleotides long. RefSeq names its product ice nucleation protein-like. The coding region runs from base 1 to 960 and encodes 319 amino acids. The record is from RefSeq and is a predicted model, not a curated record. NCBI's taxonomy places the organism in Eukaryota, Metazoa, Mollusca, Gastropoda, Planorbidae. The transcript is spliced from 2 exons.
AUGGCAGUUUUUCUUUCAACAAACAUAGCUAAAACUGAUGCUGGCCAUGAGGCUAAAACUGAUGCUGGCCAUGAGGCUAAAACUGAUGCUGGCCAUGAGUCUAAAACUGAUGCUGGCCAUGAAGCUAAAACUGAUGCUGGCCAUGAGGCUAAAACUGAUACUGGCCAUGAGGCUAAAACUGAUGCUGGCCAUGAGGCUAAAACUGAUGCUAGCCAUGAGGCUAAAACUGAUGCUGGCCAUGAGUCUAAAACUGAUGCUGGCCAUGAGGCUAAAACUGAUGCUGGCCAUGAGUCUAAAACUGAUGCUGGCCAUGAGUCUAAAACUGAUGCUGGCCAUGAGGCUAAAACUGAUGCUGGCCAUGAGGCUAAAACUGAUGCUGGCCAUGAGGCUAAAACUGAUGCUGGCCAUGAGGCUAAAACUGAUGCUGGCCAUGAGGCUAAAACUGAUGCUGGCCAUGAGUCUAAAACUGAUGCUGGCCAUGAGGCUAAAACUGAUGCUGGCCAUGAGUCUAAAACUGAUGCUGGCCAUGAGUCUAAAACUGAUGCUGGCCAUGAGGCUAAAACUGAUGCUGGCCAUGAGGCUAAAACUGAUGCUGGCCAUGAGGCUAAAACUGAUGCUGGCCAUGAGGCUAAAACUGAUGCUGGCCAUGAGGCUAAAACUGAUGCUGGCCAUGAGGCUAAAACUUAUGCUGGCCAUGAGGCUAAAACUGAUGCUGGCCAUGAGGCUAAAACUGAUGCUGGCCAUGAGGCUAAAACUGAUGCUGGCCAUGAGGCUAAAACUGAUGCUGGCCAUGAGGCUAAAACUGAUGCUGGCCAUGAAGCUAAAACUGAUGCUGGCCAUGAGGCUAAAACUGAUGCUGGCCAUGAGGCUAAAACUGAUGCUGGCCAUGAGGCUAAAACUGAUGCUGGCAAUGAGUCUAGAAAAUUGUUUUCGAUGUGGAAAGUGUGGUGGAGAGGCUAA